Hyla sarda is the source of this 1920-nucleotide messenger RNA. Its product is annotated as serine/threonine-protein kinase 17A-like. Gene Ontology annotation, cellular component: nucleus. The coding region runs from base 273 to 1331 and encodes 352 amino acids. The transcript is spliced from 7 exons. NCBI's taxonomy places the organism in Eukaryota, Metazoa, Chordata, Amphibia, Anura, Hylidae. The record is from RefSeq and is a predicted model, not a curated record. Gene Ontology annotation, molecular function: ATP binding; protein serine/threonine kinase activity. Gene Ontology annotation, biological process: protein phosphorylation; intracellular signal transduction; positive regulation of apoptotic process.
UAUAGAGCACAGGCAGCUGUGGAGGAGGAAGGUCUGGAGUGUGAGCUCAGAGUGAGUAGUCACUCACAGGAAACCUACAAGCGAGUACAGGCUCCUGCAUCAUGUCUGUGGCCCCGGCAUUCCCUACAGGAAGGGUGCACUGAGGACAAUCCAUGGAAGCAGCUUUCACGCCUCUAUUCUUCUCCUACAUUGGAUUCUGUGCCUAGAGUUUGGGAUCAGGGACUUGUCCUGCUACAAUUCGGACUAUUUUGGGGACUGUUGCGCUUGUGAUAAUGGAUAAAAGCUGCCUGGUCACUCACACUCAGACUGUACUGAGGACCGAGCCCUUCACCGACUACUACAGUGUGGUGGGCAAAGAGCUGGGCAGGGGGAAAUUUGCCGUGGUGAAGAAAUGUGUCGAAUUGUUGACCGGCAAAGAAUACGCAGCAAAGUUUCUGAGGAAACGGCGAAAGGGGGAAGACUGCCGCCGCGACGUUAUCAACGAGAUCGCCAUCCUGGAAAUGGCGCGCUUCUCGCCCUACGUGGUGAAUCUGAACGAGGUCUUCGAGACAAGCAGCGAAAUCGUCCUGGUCAUGGAAUAUGCGGCCGGGGGCGAAAUCUUUAACCAGUGCGUGGCCGACCAAGACGAAGCGUUCACAGAGCAGGACGUCGUGCGGCUCAUACGUCAGAUCCUGCAGGGGGUGCUGUACCUGCACAGGAAUAACGUCGUCCACCUGGACCUAAAACCGCAGAAUAUUUUGCUGACCUGCAGUAAACCGCUGGGAGACAUUCGGAUUGUGGACUUUGGUCUUUCCCGGCAGGUGGACAGCAUUAAAGAGGUGCGGGAGAUACUGGGGACACCGGAGUAUGUGGCCCCCGAGGUGUUGAGUUAUGAACCAAUCAGCACAGCCACAGAUAUGUGGAGUAUUGGGGUACUUACCUACGUCAUGCUUACUGGGAUAUCUCCGUUCCUGGGAGAUACCAAGCAGGAGACGUUCCUGAAUAUUUCCCAGGUGGCCAUUCAGUACUCGCAAGAGGAAUUUGAGGGAAUCUCGGACGAGGCCAUCAACUUCAUUAAGUCUCUUCUGAUUAAAAACCCCAGGAAGCGGGCUCGAGCUGACCAGUGUCUUAAACACACUUGGCUAUCUUCACACCAGGAGCCGGAGCCUUUGAAGGCCAUAACCUUCGAGCAGAAUGAAAGUAAACUAGAAACACCCGAAGCGUCCGAAGAAAUCGUGCUUUUGGCUUAUACCGUUCAUUGUCCGUGUCGUGAAACCAUAGAGACUGACCUGAAAGGUGUGAGGAACCCAUUUACAGCCCUGAAGGAGAUUCAGCCUGAAGUCGUGUGUUAACAUCCGAAGGACCUUCAAUGCAAACCAAAGCGGGUUCUGUCCUUCAAGGCCAGAUUUGGAGACCGGCCACUUGUACCAACACCAGGUGUCUUACAUGCCAGGAACGAAACGGGUCCGCUCACGCAUGACUGUGUUUUUACCGCUGCCUUAUUGCCUGUGGGAGAUAUUGGACUCUCGGAAGCUGUCCAUGUUUAGGCUUCGGUCUUUCCUAUGAUCCUAAAACCGAACUUUUGGCCCCUUCAUUGCAUAUGACACUUAGCUUGACAGGUACCUACAGGAACCAUACCUACCAGCAGAGGAAUCCAGAUUUGUGGGGCAUUCGGAAGCCCCUGCCCUCCCAUCCAGAGACGUAACUUGUAGCUUCUGGGCCCAAUGCAAAAUCUGCAACAGGGCCCCAUGUCUCAAUUAUAAUGCAUAUAUUGAGGAAAAGCGGGGUGGCACCACCAGUCCGGUACAAAUUAUAGCCCAAAUGACGGUAAAAUAUUACCUAGUGAGUGGGGAAGAGCGGGGAAGAAAAAACCAAUAGGGGUGCACAUCAAUAAAAAAUAGCAUUCAUGGAAUAGAUUCAAAAGAGGAAUGUAGAUGGCAC